This is a messenger RNA of Arachis ipaensis, 1357 nucleotides long. Lineage: Eukaryota; Viridiplantae; Streptophyta; Magnoliopsida; Fabales; Fabaceae. The record is from RefSeq and is a predicted model, not a curated record.
AGUCAAUUUGCCCUCCAACUGUUUGCUUAAUUGUUACAAUCAACUAUACUUUUCUUUCUCUUUCUUUCUUUAUUACCGUAUUUUCUCCUGAACUUGAGAUCAAUCAUGGCUGCAAAACUUGAGGGGGGAGCUUUUCUCUCUUCCUUUGUUAAUGUUGUCUUAAAUAAGUUGUCUUCAAUACUUGAAGAUAACUCAAUCCCGGAAAGAGAGUUGUUUCGAAGGUUGCAGAAAAGUCUCCUUGCUGUUCGACCCGUGCUUGAUGAUGCUGAUCACAAACAGUUCAAAGACCAAGAAGUUAAUAAGUGGCUUGUUAAUCUCCAAGAUGCUCUUUAUAUGGCUGAUGAUUUGGUGGACGAACUCAACACAAAAUCUGCCAUUGCUACUCAAAGGGAUCCAGGUAACUCUUCCUGGCCUCGUUGUGUUGUUGAUUGGUAUUUGGAAGAUAUUGACAUGGAACACAUAGUUUCUAGACUAGAGUCUAUUGUAGAACUGAGAGUUCAUCUUCAUUUAGAAGAGAUUCCUAUGGAGGACAUGUCAUGGAGAGCUGAAUCCACAUCUCUGGCUGAGGGUGAUGUAUAUGGCAGGGACACAGAGAAGGAGGAGAUAAUAGAGAUGUUGCUAGAUGGUACUGGUAACUUGUCUGUGAUCUCUAUAGAAGGUAUGGGUGGAGUUGGAAAAACCACUUUGGCUCAGUUGAUUUACAAUGAUGAAAAAGUGGUUGAGAAAUUUGAUAUUAGAGUAUGGGUGUGUGUUGCUACAAAGUUUGAUCCUGUUAAUGUUACAAAGGCUAUAAUAGAGGAAAUAACUUCUUCUUCUUGUCGCAUGGUUAGUUUGAAUUCACUUCAAACUGAAUUGAAGAAAAAGUUGAUGGGAAAUACAUUCUUGGUUGUUUUAGAUGAUGUUUGGAACAAUCAACAAACUUUGUGGGAUAGUUUUGUAAAGCUUUUUCUGUGUGGGAAUAAAGGAAGUAAAAUUCUUUUAACAACCCGUAAUGAAAAUGUUGAUUCUGUGGUGUCAACUACCAAUUUACAUUACAAACUAGAUAUAUUGUCUAUAGAAGAUUGUUGGUCAAUGUUUCUGAAACAUUCAUCUCUUUCUACUAAAUGUAGUCAAUAUAGAACUCUAGAAUCAAUUGGUAGAAAAAUUGUCAAAAAGUGCAAGGGUUUACCUUUGGCUGUGAAAACUCUUGGAGGUUUAUUACGCAAUAAGUAUAAAGAGGAUUGGAAUAUGAUAUUGGAAAGUGAAAUUUGGGAACUUUCGGAAGAUGAUAGUAAGAUUGUUCCAGCAUUAAGAGUUAGUUAUCAUUACCUUCCUUCAGAUUUAAAGCAGUGAGGAUUAUCAAUUUGAUAAAGAGGAA